AUGAUGAAGAGGAUGCUGGCUUUGCACAAGGCCGCAGCGAAAGAGAGAGAGGGGUGCCCGGACUUCAUUGAUCUUGUUUUGGCUAGCGAGCUCCGUGACGAUGAUGGUGAGAAGUUGUCUGACGUGAACAUCAGGGCCCUUCGCCAACGACCUUUGGGUCUAUUGAAUAUGUUCACAGCGGGAACCGACACUUCAACAAUCAUUGUUGAAUGGGCACUUGCUGAGUUGAUCAAGAAUUCUAUCAUUAUGAAACGAUUACAGUCAGAGAUGGAUGCUAUUAUUGGACAAGAACGCAUUUUAGAAGAGGAUGAUAUAUCAAAUCUUCCCUAUCUCCAAGCUGUUUGCAAAGAAGCAUUACGUUUGCAUGCAUCCACACCACUUAGCACCCACACUACUCCUAUAGAGCCUCUCAUGUAUCUCUUAGGUAUACUUGUGCAUGGAUUUAACUGGAAAAUGCCAAAAGUGGAGGAGAUUGAUUUGAAAGAGACACCAGGGUUGGUCAUACCAAAAGCAGUGCCUAUUAAGGCCUUUGUUACACCUCGUCUUGCAUCUAUGGCUUAUUUCUGA
Messenger RNA from Dioscorea cayenensis subsp. rotundata (Guinea yam), 567 nucleotides. RefSeq names its product flavonoid 3',5'-hydroxylase-like. The record is from RefSeq and is a predicted model, not a curated record. Lineage: Eukaryota; Viridiplantae; Streptophyta; Magnoliopsida; Dioscoreales; Dioscoreaceae. The transcript has 3 exons. Bases 1 to 567 code for a protein of 188 amino acids. Gene Ontology annotation, molecular function: monooxygenase activity; oxidoreductase activity, acting on paired donors, with incorporation or reduction of molecular oxygen; iron ion binding.